Calidris pugnax (ruff) is the source of this 955-nucleotide messenger RNA. RefSeq names its product deoxythymidylate kinase (gene DTYMK). Gene Ontology annotation, cellular component: cytosol; nucleus; cytoplasm. Gene Ontology annotation, biological process: dUDP biosynthetic process; dTTP biosynthetic process; dTDP biosynthetic process. The coding region runs from base 127 to 519 and encodes 130 amino acids. The transcript has 4 exons. Gene Ontology annotation, molecular function: ATP binding; dTMP kinase activity. Lineage: Eukaryota; Metazoa; Chordata; Aves; Charadriiformes; Scolopacidae. The record is from RefSeq and is a predicted model, not a curated record.
CUCCUUACAGAGAGAACAACAGAGAUUGGGCGGCUGAUCAGCUCCUACCUGCUGAAGGAGAAGAACCUGGAGGAUCACACCGUUCACCUGCUCUUCUCUGCCAACCGCUGGGAGCACGUACCGUUGAUGAAAGAGAAAUUACAACAAGGGAUCACACUUGUGGUUGACAGAUAUGCCUUUUCUGGAGUGGCCUUCACAAGUGCAAAAGAGAACUUCUGCCUGGACUGGUGCAAACAGCCUGACGUUGGACUCCCGAAGCCAGAUCUGGUCCUGUUUCUUCAGUUAAGUCCGGAAGCAGCAGCGGAACGAGGGAACUUUGGAAAUGAACGUUACGAGAACAGCUCCUUCCAAGAGAAAGUUCUACAGUCCUUCUAUCAUCUGAUGAAGGACAAGACAUUAAACUGGAAGACAAUGGAUGCUUCAAAGAGCAUAGAAGACUUGCACAGAGACAUCAAGUCCGUCGCAGAGGAAACCAUGCAAGAGGUUCAGAAUAAACCUUUGGGAGAACUCUGGAAAUAAACCUUUGUUAUUCUUUUAGACCUAAAGGAAAACUCACCUUUUGGAUGGAUCUUCCUCGCUUGGGUGACUCUCCUAGAGCACUUUCCAGUAACUACAGCUUAGAUCCCGGGUUUUCUUAGGGGUCCAGCACGGUGCUGAUGUCCUUGUCAUUUUACAUGCUCCUCCCCUGCAUCCGGCAUGGCCCCUGCUGUGUUUUAUACAUGAACGUGCGAUGAGCAUGGAACCAGUUCCUUCUAGAAAGCUCCCUCUUGCUCUGGCUGCAGCCCUGCAGUGCCAGCCCCCCCGGACACGGGCAGCAGGGACAGGCAGGCAGCAGCGGUCCCAGUUUCAGGGAACUGCCCUGUUCCUGAGUCUCCUGCCUCUCUAGUAAAUGCAUCCCCUGUGCCCAAACCAGAUUGUAGAGGAGUUGCGAAUAAAUUCUUUUAACCAUUUUGCA